Messenger RNA from Acanthoscelides obtectus, 888 nucleotides. The record is from the annotation of a GenBank genome assembly. Lineage: Eukaryota; Metazoa; Arthropoda; Insecta; Coleoptera; Chrysomelidae.
AUGGCUACAAACUGUGCUAGUUGCCAUUCAUUGGUAAAUCGCUCGAAGCCAGGUAUACCGUGCGAUGGUUUUUGUGAACAGUCUUUUCACAUUUCUUGUGUGGGAAUUCCAUCAGAUGUAUUGAAGAUAAUAAAAACACCUGGUUUAUUCUGGUACUGUCCUACAUGCUCUCAGCAGAAAAAAGAUUUUGAUCGAGUAUUUAUCAAAAUUGAUGAUAAAGUAGAUACACUUAUUGCUGAUGUUUAUAAUAUUUUCUCCGAGGCUAAAGGUCAUCUGAUAAAUAAGGUUGAUGAAACUUUGGAACAGACUGUCUCACAAAGGGUCCCGGGUCCAAGUGCCUCAUAUGCAAAUACCUUGAAAAAGACUGUGAACGUGAUUGUUACGCCAAAAAACAAUGAUCAGUCUCAUUCUGCUACGAGGCUUAGAAUUAGUCAGUCUGUUGACCCUGUAGAUAACAAUAUAAGAUUUUCUCAGGUGAAAAAUAUAAAAAACGGUGGAAUACUGAUCAAAUGUGAUGGUUCGGAUGAUGCCAAUAAACUGAAGGAUUUGGCGUCGCGGCACCUUUCUGCCGAUUAUGAGGUGAAGGAGGUGAGGAAGUUCAACCCGCGCUUAAAAAUUGUUGGAAUGUCUCAGUGUAUCGAAAAAGAGGAGUUGUGUACAAUGCUGAAAUCUCAAAAUAAUGCGUUUCAUGCUGAAAGUGAGUGUAGUGUUUUAAAAGUUUGGCCAACAAAAAAAUCAGCUACUGUUUAUCAAGCUAUUUUAGAUGUAGAUUGUACUACUUAUGCUAAUGUUCUCAAUCAAGGACUAUUUGCAGUUUGCCAGAAUGACGGCGAGCAGGCGGCCCUUGGCUUUAUCGACGACCCUGCUCCAUGCUGCUGUCUUUCGUAA